Molecule: messenger RNA, 1232 nt
Organism: Papaver somniferum (opium poppy)
Lineage: Eukaryota; Viridiplantae; Streptophyta; Magnoliopsida; Ranunculales; Papaveraceae
Product: monooxygenase 1-like
Exons: 7
Coding region: 1-948 (315 amino acids)
Molecular function (GO): FAD binding
Source: RefSeq, a predicted model, not a curated record
AUGAUAACUACUAAUUACAUAGAAGAGGCAGAGAUUGUAAUAGUUGGAGGUGGAAUCGGUGGACUUGCAACUGCUCUUGCACUUCAUAAGAAGGGACUUGAGAGUGUGAUCAACUUGGUCGGUGCUCAGCUUAGACCAAGAGCUGUUCCUUUCACAGCGUUGCGAAACAUUUCACUCAAUAAUGACAAACAAGAAGAGAUACCAUUAAGAGAAGAAGCUCGAUGCUUGAAAAGGAAUGAUCUUGUACAGGUCUUAGCUGAUAGUUUACCUCCUAAUACAGUUCGUUUUGGGUGUCACAUACUGGCUGUAAAGUUGGAUCCCCUAACUUCUCAACCUAUUCUUCAGCUACAAGAUGGAAAUACCAUUAAGGCAAAGGUUGUGAUUGGAUGCGAUGGAGUACAUUCAGUUGUCUCUGAGUUGAUCGGAUUGAAACCUGCAAAGAGUUUCUCUACAUGUGGAGUUAGAGGUUUCACAAGUUAUCCAUCUGGUCAUGGAUUGAGCAAUGAAUUUAUUCGAAUAAGGAAAGACAAUCGUCUCUUUGGUAGAAUGCCGGUUGAUGACAAUCUCCUGUAUUGGUUUGUAGCCCGUCCAUGGACAUCUUCUGAUGAAGGAGUUUCCAGUGAACCCAAACUCAUCAAAGAAUCGACCAUCGAGUCCAUCACUGGUUUCCCAGCAGAACUUAUAGAAAUCGUAAAGAAAUGUGAUCUUGAUUCAUUGACUCUUACAAGAAUAAGAUACCGGACACCAUGGGACAUACUGUUAGGAAAUUUUCGGAAAGGGACAGUUAUUGUAGCAGGUGAUGCCAUGCAUGUUAUGGGUCCUUUCUUAGGCCAGGGUGGCUCUGCUGCUUUAGAAGAUGCUGUUGUCUUAGCAAGAAAUUUGGCUCAAGCAAUGAGCAUGAAGGGUUCAAAAAGAAUGGACGAAAAAAAUUAUGCAGGUAAAGAUUGAAGAAGCAAUGGACCGUUACGUGAAAGAACGUAGAAUGAGGCUGUUUAUGUUGUCUUCACAGGCUUAUCUCAUCGGAAUGUUGUUAGAAACCUCUGGCCGAUUGACAAAGUUGGUGAUGGUUAUUGCCCUAGUUGUUUUCUUCAUCAAUUGCCCAUACUAAAUACAACUGUGGUCAUCUCUAAAUUCAAAUGUCUUUAUAAAGUUGUCUUGUUUAUUUCCUCUCGUUGCCAUUUGUAAAUGUUCCAUUUUUUUACCAGAAAAAUAAAGGGAGCAACAUUUGAAUA